Molecule: messenger RNA, 2008 nt
Organism: Scophthalmus maximus (turbot)
Lineage: Eukaryota; Metazoa; Chordata; Actinopteri; Pleuronectiformes; Scophthalmidae
Gene: ubtd2
Product: ubiquitin domain containing 2
Exons: 3
Coding region: 76-894 (272 amino acids)
Molecular function (GO): protein binding
Source: RefSeq, a predicted model, not a curated record
GGGCUCACUGGAUGCAGCUCUAGCUGUGGGCCGGGGGCUGAGCUACCUAGCCCGGGCUGCUCCGCCGAAACAUCCAUGGGUGGCUGUGUGGGGAGCCACCACGACUCUUCGGGCAGCUUGAACGAGAACUCGGACGGUACCGGAGUGGCGCUAGGGCGUAACCAGCCCCUGAAGAGAGAGCGGCCUAAAUGGAAAAGUGACUACCCGAUGACUGAAGGCCAGCUGCGCAGCAAGAGAGAUGAGUUCUGGGAUACUGCGCCAGCGUUCGAGGGCCGGAAGGAGAUCUGGGAUGCGCUGCGGGCCGCGGCCAGCGCCUUUGAGAGCAAUGACCACCUGCUGGCUCAGGCCAUCCUCGACGGGGCCAGCAUCACACUGCCACACGGAGCUCUGACUGAAUGUUACGAUGAACUGGGGAAUCGGUACCAGUUGCCGGUCUACUGUCUCUGCCCCCCCGUCAACAUGAUCGAAGAGCGCUCGGAUGAGCCCGACGGUUCAGACCCAGACUCUGCGGCCGCAGACCCGUCCACGGGCAGCGCCAGUGACCCCGGCUCAGGAGGGGAGUGCCAGCUGCGGCUGCGGCUUUCGACGGGUCGCGACCUCCGGCUGGCGGUGCGCUCCACGGACACUGUGGGCAUGAUGAAGCGACGUCUACAGAGUCACGAGGGCGUGCCGGCCGCAACCCAGCGUUGGUUUUUCUCAGGUCGGCCACUGACGGACAGACUUCGCUUGGACCAACUCAACAUCUCCAGGGACUACGUAGUGCAGGUCAUCCUCAGUCAGCCGCCACCGCCAGAGCCAGUAACUCCAGCAGGACAUGUACAAGAGGCCUGUGGGCCAGAGGCAGUGGAAGGAGUGGCUGCUCUGCCACAAGAGCCCACAGCAGUGGAGAAUUAAUUCCACCCAACCUGGCAACCUAGAGGUGGGCAUACAGGCUGGCAGUAUCAAAGGAGAAGGAAAACAAGGGAGGAAAGAAAGUUGACUUGUGUCUUUUGGUUUGCACUCUUCUCUUGCCUUCUCUUCUUCUCCUUCUCCUUCUCCUUCUCCUCCUUCAUCCUCUUCUUCUCCUUCCUCUUCUCUGUUUGGUCAGAGGUUGGCUGUCUAUCAGGGCAAAAGGACUCUUGUAUUGAGAAAAAGACUCUUCCUUUUGGUUUUACAUAUUGAAAUGUUGACCUUUUUGGAGUCUUUUUAACUGUUCCUAUGGAAACCAAACAACAAAACAGAGAACGUUGUCAGAUGGCUUAAAGGGUUUUCUUAGCAAUGCUGAUGUCAAAUUGUUGCUGUGUUUUCAGUUUAAAUUCGAGUGCUGGAUUCAGCGGAAUUCUGUUUAUGUGUCUACAUGGUUCUGCACACAUCUUCAUUACAGACACUUUUGACCUACACACUUCAGAGAGAAAGGAAUAAAGAUACUUUAACAAUCAGUUAUUCAGGUAAAUACUCAGUUGGUUAUACGUGAAUCAAGUCAAGAGCAUGUCAUCUCCUUGGGGAUUGAGUCAGUAUGCUAACAGUUGUAAAGAAAAGUAUUCUAUUGUUAUUUCUAGUUAGCAAACAGAUGUUUCCUCCCUCCUCUGACAUGAGGUCGGAACUGGAUGUUUUUACCGAGCUGCCGCUGGAUUAGAGACUUUAUUUCCCUCUGCUUUACAGAACAAUCAGUGUAAUCAUGUAUUAAACAUUAUGUAGUCAGCCCAUGUGUGUGCGGAGUGCGAAAGAGUGUGUGUGUGUGUGUGUGUGUGUGUGUGUGUGUGUGUGUGUGUGUGUGUGUGUGUGUGUGUGUGUGUGUGUGUGUGUGUGUGUGUGUGUGUGUGUGUGUGUGUGUGUGUGUGUGUGUGUGUGUGUGUGUGUCUUUGUGUGUGUGUGUGUGUGUGUCUUUGUGUGAGUGUGUGUGGAUGUUCACAUAUGGCCAAGACACAACCACACUUAGUCACGUGGCAACAGGAUGGACAUCAGAAACACGGUUACAUAUUUUGAUUAAAAAUAGACUGUUUUUAAUUAAAAUUGAUCAUUGUUUCUA